AUGGGUGAGGUGGUUCGCGAGAAGGGUGCCACUCCACCGGAUCAUGUUCCCGGAGACGUCUUAGCUCCAACGACAACCGUUAGAAUGUUCUUAAGGGGUGCUGCUCAACAUGCUGUGGAUUCGCUUGUACUCGAGUGCCUCUUUCCUCGAACAAUGCUCGAACAAUUGCUCAAAUUCUUGCUGUCUCAUAGACGUUUAGUGCUUUCUGGAGCCACCGGAAUCGGGAAAAGUAAUCUCGCUCGUCAACUCGCAACUUACCUCUCCGUCAGAAUUGGUCUUGACCGCAACGGAGUUGUCGACGUGCGAAUACCCGAGGACACAAGUGACAAGGAAAUUGUUAAG
Ostertagia ostertagi is the source of this 342-nucleotide messenger RNA. The record is from the annotation of a GenBank genome assembly. Lineage: Eukaryota; Metazoa; Nematoda; Chromadorea; Rhabditida; Trichostrongylidae.